Kalmanozyma brasiliensis GHG001 is the source of this 501-nucleotide messenger RNA. Its product is annotated as Mitochondrial inner membrane translocase subunit Tim17/Tim22/Tim23/peroxisomal protein PMP24. The transcript has a single exon. Gene Ontology annotation, biological process: protein import into mitochondrial matrix. The coding region runs from base 1 to 501 and encodes 166 amino acids. Gene Ontology annotation, cellular component: TIM23 mitochondrial import inner membrane translocase complex; mitochondrial inner membrane. The record is from RefSeq and is a predicted model, not a curated record. Gene Ontology annotation, molecular function: transmembrane protein transporter activity. Lineage: Eukaryota; Fungi; Basidiomycota; Ustilaginomycetes; Ustilaginales.
AUGGCGCACGCAGACCACACACGCGACCCAUGCCCCUGGGUGAUCCUAAAUGACUUCGGCGGAGCCUUCGCGAUGGGCGCAGUAGGUGGAACCAUCUGGCACGGCAUCAAGGGAGCGCGCAACAGCCCUCGAGGGGAACGACUUCCUGGCUCUCUCUCCGCGAUCAAGGCGCGCGCCCCCGUCUUGGGCGGCAACUUCGGUGUCUGGGGCGGCAUGUUUUCCUCGUUCGACUGCGCAGUGAAAGGAAUUCGACAGAAGGAGGAUCCGUGGAACGCCAUCAUUGCCGGCUUCAUGACCGGCGGCGGUCUCGCCAUUCGCAGUGGACCCAAAACCGCCAUUGGCUCCGGCAUCAUGUGCGGCAUCCUGCUAGGUGUGUUCGAGGGUGUAGGCGUACUGAUGCAGAGAUUCAUGGCAGAGGGGAAUAAGCAGGUUGCACCCAUCAUUCCGGAUACCUUGCCAGGCGCCGCACCGGGAGGAGCGCCGGCGUUGCCUGCGCAAUAG